Messenger RNA from Cokeromyces recurvatus, 945 nucleotides. RefSeq lists its product as uncharacterized. The record is from RefSeq and is a predicted model, not a curated record. Lineage: Eukaryota; Fungi; Mucoromycota; Mucoromycetes; Mucorales; Mucoraceae. The transcript has a single exon. Bases 1 to 945 code for a protein of 314 amino acids.
AUGAGCAUGAACACUAAUGUUGACAUCUCAUCCAUCAUGAAUCAAAUUGCUGUACUAACAGCAAGGGUAAGUGAGCAUGACAAACUUAUGGAACGUUUCGCUGCUAUGGAGGAGCAAAUUUCCUCAUUAAAGAGCAAGAAUCAAGACCUAGAGCGUGAAAAUGCUGCCCUCCGUGCCCGCCUGGCUGAAGCCUCGGUCAGUCCCGCUGCCCCCACUGGAGCCCCCGCUGGAGCCCCCGCUGGAGUCCCUGCCGCCCCUGCCGCCUUGCCUGCCGCCCAAGGUACUGCUGCCUCUAUGUGGAGUACUGUUGCCGCCCGUGCCCCAAAGGCCCCAAAGAGUUCUCCAAAGACUCCUAAGGUUAAGAAGGCGUCACCUAAGCACCGUGAAGCUAUUGUACGUGGCUUCAAUGAAGUCACAGGUCCUACUGGGUACACAACUGUGUACAUUAACCGCUCCCGCCGAUUCACCAAGACUGAAGUAAGGCGUAAUCUCCGUCUCCUCGGCGCCGAACCUCGCCGUAUCAUUGACGUCUCGUUCCCUGCCCGCAACAUAAUUGGCUUGUUGAUCCAUAGGGGUUUCCAAGAAGAGUUUGAGCAACUCUUGUCCACUGCCAAGGUCUCCGUCAUCAAAAACUUUGAUCCUUUGGACCCUGUUCAUGUUGCUGACCCAAAGUACAAGUCUUUGGAUGUCUCCUCUCGUUCGGACGUUGCUCUUCGCCUCCAGAACCAACGUUCUAUCUUGUCUCUUCAGUACUUGGCUAAGUACCGUGCCCCCUUGUUUGCUCCCGUUGCUCGUGAGUACCUGAAUCAAGGUUGGAUCUCUGAAGAGGACUUACCUUCUCUGGCUCCCCGUAAUGCUCUUGCUUCCUGGGAUGAUGUGGAUUCCUUUUCUGUCUCUUCUCUUGCUGCUGGUCCUACUGACACCGAAAUGCUCGAGGAUUAUUAA